This is a messenger RNA of Linum trigynum, 3358 nucleotides long. The record is from the annotation of a GenBank genome assembly. NCBI's taxonomy places the organism in Eukaryota, Viridiplantae, Streptophyta, Magnoliopsida, Malpighiales, Linaceae.
AUUCAGAAGCAACAAUAUUAACAUAAUAAUACAUUUAAGGACGGGUCUGUUUUACCUGCUGCGGGGAGAUGGUCGGCGGCCGGCGGAAUGGCGGAGGAGGCAGGGCGGCGGCGACUGUUGCACGGGCAGCGGCGGGCGGAGGCGAGGCGGCUGGGCGGCGCUGGGCUGGCGGAGGCGAGGCGGCUGGGCGGCGCUGGGCUGGCGGAGGCAGGCGGCUGGGCGGCGCUGGGCGGGCGGAGGCAGGGCGGCCGGCUGUGGCGAGGCGCCGCUGGCCGGAGGUGGGGGGUCGCGCGACCUGCGCCUGCGAGAAGAAAGGUUGGGGCGGAAGAGUUUGGUUGGGGACUGCGAGAAGAAGAUGGAAAAUGGGGGCGGCUGAAGUAGGGUUUUGGGGGUGAUGGGUUAAAAAAAAAAAAAAAAAAUUUGCUUCUGUGGGGAUUCGAAAAGUGGUCUGUUUUAAUGAAAUCAAGACCACAACCAGUAGGAAAUCCGUGUGCAACAUGUUUAAGAAUCAGAUCCAAAGCUAUAAAUUGUUGUUUCUCAUAUUUGGGCCUUGUUGUGCAACUCUGAUUCACAACAAAAAAUAAAAACCCAACUAAACACGAUUUUUUUUCUUGGUUUUCCAAAUUUCGUAAAACACAACAGGAAACAAAAACAAGCAACAAUACUAAACGGACCCUUAGGUGAAUGAGCUCACAUAAAACUGCCCACGACUGAUUUGCAUCAGGGUUUCGAUUGCCCAUCUCUCCCACCCGCUCAACACACAAACGGCGGGCGACGACGGAGGAGAUUCAGCCUCCUCACGUCCCACUCUCCCGUUCGUCCUCAACUUCUCCUUGCCCCAACGUUUCAUCAACCCAGGUUGAGGUCUGAUAGAUUUAAAAGGAAAUUGGGGGUUUACUAUUUCCCAUCGGCUCACAGCAGGAGACGACGACGCUAAGACGGGCGGAGAAAACCAGUUCCACUUCUACGGUGGGAAACCACGGCAACUUACGGUGGCACCAUUGGCUGCAUUUCGGUGAGUCAACAACUUGAAUUUGAAUCGAUUAAACCUUUUUUUUUUAAUCAAAUACUAUUCUCCAGUAAAUGCUCCUUUGUGAUUCAUCGCGAAUAGUUGAAGAAGAAACCUGUUGUUUCCUUCUUCCCUUUCGUUGUCCUGUAUGCUGUGAUUCCGUUUUCCAAUUGUUUCUUGCCGGUAUUCAGUUGCAGAGCUGACUGGAACUGGAUAGAGUCUUCAAUUGGAGAGCUGAUUGGUGAAUCAAUGAAAAACCUUGACCAUAUCUUAUUCUAAUGUCCAGUUCCUCCUUUUGAUCAACAUUAAUGGUCAUUUACGCAUUUGAACUAUGAAAAACCUUGACCAUAUCUUAUUCUAUGGCCAGUUCCUCCUUUUGAUCAACAUUAAUGGUCAUUUAGGCAUUUGAACUUGGGCUAAAUGAUUCUGUAGAGAGUCGGACUCUGGGGUUUCUGGAUUCCUUUCCAUGGUCAUGCAGAGGAUUAAUGUAGCGUGGUGGAUGGGAUGGAAGUAGUAGUAUCCUUGCAAAAAUAUGAAAAAUAUUCUAACAGUACAUCUCUUUUUUGUAUAAACAUUAUUUUUUUCAUGGUGCAUAAAUAAUUGGAAGGGGGAAGUUGCAAAAAAUUUAUAAUGAUCAAUUUUAAAUGUUUGAUUGUUUCCGUCUUUGUGAUAAUUAAUAUCAUUCCCCAAGUUACAAGGUGUUCGAUCGAUCUGUCCCAAGCCUACUGAGUUGUCUCCCAAAAGAACUAACUAUCUUAGUCCUUUUGUGAUUUGGUUCUCAUUAGAAACUAGCUUACUGCUAAGAAGAUUAGCUUAUUCAACUUUUAUUGCUUAGAUCACUGACUAGCAUUCCCCUUAUGUUAACAGGGUUUUGUUUAUGGAAGGAAGAAUACAAAUAGGUAUCGUAUCAGCCUACCAUUAGCCUAGGAUGUUGUUUUUCUCUGCUAUUUUCAGUUUCUGGCUUUGGUUUCAAAACCAUGGACCUCCAUGUUCUCUUGGAAAAGUGGCAAGUUUGGUUUUAGUCAGACUAACCAGUACCAUCUCUUUUAACUUGUCCCAUUUUAGCAGCAAGUGGGGUUGUAUCGUAGACUGUUAAUUCAAUUCCUUACUUCCCAUAUCAUUCUUAUCAUAGAAGGGGUUAAUCAAAUGUCUUUGAGCUGAGAAAAGUCGAAUCAAAUGAAAUGAAAGGAUGUUAUGUAUGUCAAGGGCAUGGGAUCCAAAUAUUAUCCAGGGUAAUUCUUGAGUGGAAACUCAUAUGGUUAGAAUUUUUGUUUUCUGUCUGUUGUUGGAAGUUGGAACAAAGUACUGUUUGCUGCUGCUGCUUUAUUAAUCUUGCUUUCAAGGGAAAAAUUGGAAAUGUUUUGAAAAAUAUAUUGUACGCCUGCUAUUGCACCAGAAUUUUGUUUGGUUUAGGGGUCUGAAAUUGAUUUUGGUUAUGAUUACAACAUCAUGAAAUGCUUUUUCUAGGCGUUGAAAAACUUGGAGAUGGCAACAAAGGUGUAUUGGAGUACCAAGGAGCGAUUACCUUUCAAAGUGAGUUCUUGCAGCAACUAUCUGCCAUUUGUAAGUAUUAAAGUCCACUAGAAUGAGUGAUUUGAUUUUCUUGCUUAAGUUGUUUAUGGAUUUAGAAAAUCAAUGCAAUUCGGAGGACUACCAUUCUCCGUAUCAAUUUGUGGGGACAUAUUUCAACUUAAUGGGCCUGAAGGAUUAUAAAGACUCAUAGUGUGUAGUUAGGCAACCUCAGCUGGGUAUGGGGAGCAUUUGAAGGAUUCAGUGACGGAUAUAAGGCUCUACUUCUCCAAAUUGUGACAAAAACCACUUAAAUGUACACAGCUAAGCUAGCUACUGUCUGGAGUCUUUUUCUAUCUACACACCCAUCCUAACGUAUAUUUUGCAGAUAAACUAUCUUACUUUUACCUUGCUAUAUCUUAGAAAGUGUGGACACAACUUCUAUUGUCUGGGAAUAAGUCAGUUUAAGCUUAAACCUUUUUUGGUGCAUAACUAAGUCAGCUAGAACAUCCUUCUCCCUUACAUGUUGCUGAACCAAGUUAAGGGUGUUGCAUGUCGAAUGAACUGAACCAAUUAAAUGCAACUUACAUAUGUGCAUUGAUUAUGUUGUAACCAUUGUAUGAGGUCGACCGAAAAGUGCAUGUCACCGUGACAUGCAUGUCACCGUAGCAAAAUCCUAAAAGUUGUUCUCAGCACACUUUGUUUUCUACUUUCUCUGAAGCGUAUUGCAUUUUCAGUAUUAUUCUCCUUUUCAGUUAUGCCGGAUUGUGAAGUUGCAAAAAAAUACAUCUUCAUAGUUAUGUGGCUCAAGUUAUUUUUUAAUAAGAUAACGGAAACUCC